Molecule: messenger RNA, 1307 nt
Organism: Pelagomonas calceolata
Lineage: Eukaryota; Pelagophyceae; Pelagomonadales; Pelagomonadaceae
Source: the annotation of a GenBank genome assembly
CGAGUGCUUUCACAACAAGUUGGGGUUGGGCAGCCUUUGCUACGAAUUUGCGGCGCGCGUGGGCCAGGAUUUGCUCAUUGGUGUCGCCCCGGCCAAGAAGGCAGCAACGGUUUACUUACCGCGCCAGCAGCGCAACAGCAGAGCAAGGGUGUGGUGGUGGCACACAGACAUCCAUGGCGGCCCCCGCGGCGGCCCCCGCGCCGGCGGCGGCCCUGUCGAAAGAGGAGCAGUUCUACGCCGGUCUCGGAGGACGCUGCCGCCGCGGCUUCUUCAAGGACGUCGCCUGGGACGAGGCCUGCCUCGCGGCGGCCAUUGAUGCGUUUCGCGUCCCGGACCGGAGGUGCUACGUGCCGGACGACUGCGGUCCGUACGAGCACCGCUGCCCGACCAUCGGCUCGAAUUGUCAAAGUACCGUGACGAUGUCGAAGCCGGUGGUGCACUUGUUCUGCCUGCACGCGCUCGCGACGCUGAUACGCCGCGGCGCGCCAUCCGACGGUCGGUUCCGUGUACUAGAUGUGGGCUCCGGGACGGGCUUCCUGACGGCGGCGCUGGCGGCGCUGCUGGACAACGAGGGCGUUCGUGGCGACGUGCUGGGCAUCGACGUCGAGGAGACGCUCGUGCGGCUCGGGCGGGAGAACUACGCCGCGGACGGCCUCGAUUUGCCCGUGAAAUUCCGGCGCGAGGACGCGUGGCAAGCGCCGAAGAAGAAGGGAGGGUUCCUGUUUAUCUGCGUGGGCGCGUGCGCGCAGCACGUGCCCGCGGCGCUCUGCGACCGCCUCGCGCCCGGAGGGCUGCUCCUCAUGCCGGUCGUCGCGACGGGCACGCGGCGCCAGGCGUAUCUGAUGAUCCGGCGCGACCUGCGGGGCCGCCUACUCGCGCCGCGGACGGUCUGCGAGGCGUCCUUCGUGCCCCUGAUCGACACGCGGGACUUCGCGCCCGAGACGCGGGCGCUCCUGACCGGCGGCUGCUCGGACGACGAGGGCGACCCGCUCAUCUACGUGAAGGGCGACGUCGGCGGCCGCGGCGGCGGGGGCGCGGCCUUCUACGGCUCCCAACAGGGCGUCAUCGACGAGAGCGGAUUCGGGGUGUCGAUGGAUCCAGGCGUCGUCUUCGGGAGCGUGAACGCCCCCGUGCCGCUGGGCCCCUACGUCGCGCCGCCGCCGACGUUCACCGAACCGGACAAGGCGGUGACGCGUCGCAUGGAGUUCCUGUCGCACCGCCUGGACCGGAUGCGCGCGGCGCCCGGGAUCUUCGAGCCGGGUACGAGCCACUACGAGCCGGGGUACGAGCCGGUAGAGGAGACAUAA